This is a messenger RNA of Teleopsis dalmanni, 1951 nucleotides long. Its product is annotated as F-box/WD repeat-containing protein 5-like. Gene Ontology annotation, biological process: protein ubiquitination. The record is from RefSeq and is a predicted model, not a curated record. The transcript has 6 exons. Gene Ontology annotation, molecular function: protein binding. Gene Ontology annotation, cellular component: SCF ubiquitin ligase complex; Cul4-RING E3 ubiquitin ligase complex. Lineage: Eukaryota; Metazoa; Arthropoda; Insecta; Diptera; Diopsidae. Bases 380 to 1951 code for a protein of 523 amino acids.
UUGACUCAGGUGAAAAUAUUUGUUGUUUUGGUACUGUGUUUUGACCAAAGAAACAAUUCCGCAAAUAUGCCAUAAAUAUUUUAAUGGAAAAUUGUGUGUGCAUUAAAAACCUAAAAAUUACAAUUUAAAAGGCAAAGCAAUUUUGCAGAAUCGCGUAUAACAGAAAAAGAUAAACUACAAAUACUGCGAAGAAUAACAACAAAAAUCCAGGCAAAAAAAAAAAAAACAACAAAGAAAGUUAUUUUCGUGCAUACAAGUUUUAACAGGUAAGUUUCGAAAGAAAGUGAAAACUUUGGCUGUUUGUUUCUUCAUAAUUACCAUAACACUUUUGGGCAAAAGAAAGAAAAAAUUUUUGAGAAAUUAAAGUAAAAGCGAUAUUAUGACAACAAACACAAGUAGCACAAGUUUGCAAGAAAUGGAUACUAACCCAAUUGCAGAGGAAUUGGAACAGGAUUUCCUAGAAUCCAAAUGGUGGACCAUACCACACCAUAUCUUGCACAGUAUAUUCUAUUCGUUGCCUGUAAAGGAUGUAGUUAGCGCGAGUGGAGUCUGUCGACGUUGGCGUGAAAUUGCAAGCGAUGAGUUAUUGUGGAAAAAGAAAAUGCAUCGUCACUUCAAGAUUGAUCCGACAUUGCCAUUAAAACCAGGAGCUGAAUCGUGGCGUAGUGAAUAUGUGCGACUUGCCUGCGAAAUACCGUUUAUACAAACACAAUCCAUACGUGGACAUGCUCAUCAAGUGCUCCAUGUUAGCUUUUCGCACGAUGGUGAUAUGUUUGCUACGUGCUCCAAAGAUGGUUAUGUUAUAGUUUGGAAUUCGGAUCAUCCAUGUCGUGAAAAGUAUGCACAUAACAUGAAGGAAUUUAAUUGGAAAUAUACACAAUUCUCUCAGUUCAAUCAAAGCGAUACCUUGUUAAUGGUAUCAGGUGUUCACUUUGGUUCACCGCAUAGCACAUCUGGUGAAAUAGCUGUUUUCACUGUUUAUGGUAAAUCGCAUUUGCGUUGUCGUGUUGUUAAUCGACCGUAUGAUAUAUUUGGCACUUGGUUUAGUGAUCAAUAUCUAAUCGCUGGUGAUUUAAUAUGGUUAGCACAUUUGGUUAGCACAUCAAGAUUGCUACUUAAUAAAGCAAAUCAAGAAACUGCUUCGGAACAUGUCCCCAUAACAUGUGAACUAUUCAAAUUUUUAAAUCUCAGUGCAAGUUCCGUUCGUGCGAUUAUGAUUGCAAGAUGUCCAUGGUUAAAUGAUGAAAACGAUCCCUUACCACCAGAAGGUAAACAAUGUAAGGAGUCCGCAACUGAUGAUGAAGUUCCAACAACUAGUAAUGGUGUACAUAACUCUCAAGAACAACCAAAAACAUAUAAAAUAGAGGGCUUACCAGAUGUAGCACAGCAAAGCACAUCAAAUCCUAAUGUAGAUAGUGCAACCAUACGCUAUGCGGAAGCAUAUCUGAAAAAUAUUAAAUUUAAUAAUGACUACGAAUUAACUAGCUCCGAUGACGAUGAUCAAGUAGUAGGAAAUAGUAAUGAUGUGAAUAUUCCCGUGGAAGACAGUGAUAUGGAAAAUGAUAUUGAUUUGCAAGAGCAAACUCAACUAAACCAUGAUGACGAAGAUGACGAUAAUGAGGAUAUGAGCAGUGAUGAAAUGGAAAAUCAUAUACCAAAGUAUCUUAUAUUUUCUAUGGGAUCGAAAACUUACACACCGCAUCAGAUUGGUAUCAAGCGUAUUAGGAAUGUUAAUUUCCCUAAGCGUUUAGAUCCUGGUUUACCCUUAAGGGAACGUUUAGCUGCUAGAAGAGCAGCACAGCGAGAGGUACGCCCUGAGCCUGCUAUAUCUGCUGUACAAAAUUUUAAUACACCCGAUAAAAUUAUUGAUCUCCAUGGACAUAUCGUUGGCAUGGCUUUGAGUCCGGAUCACAGGUUUGUUUACAUAGUUUACAUGUAUUUUUUUAUGUGA